GUAGCUUUUUAUGUGUUGACAUUGUUAACCUUACUUUUCGGGAUCAGCACCACAGACCACAGGUUACUCUAAAAUUUUGAUUAAAUGUUUCAGUUCAUUAGGCCUCUCCAGUAUCAUCGUUUGAAAUUGUAUCUAAACAUUGAUCCAAGAUCUGAACAUGAUCUGAAAUCUAUUUUAAAAACAAUUAAAUUAAAGAAGAUUAUGUAAUUUGAAUCAUAGUCUUUCAAUCUACCAUGGAUGAAAUGAUCUUCAGAAUUGGGCAGCGACUGGAGAAUUUACAGAUCAAAACCCUCCUGGUCCUUGCAAGAGCUAAAGAAUCAAUAGUUAUACUUACUGAGAGGGGAAAUUUAAUUUUCUUGGAAUUGUGGAAUAACCCGACUUUUGUAGAUGCCAAAACGAAUAUGCAUUCAGGUGUAUUGAAACUGAUAUCAUCAGCGAAGGAGAUAAAACUCAAAAUAGUGUCAUUUGCCAAUCCUAGGCAAAUGUAUAUCGCUUUCAUUAAUGUUUUUGGGAAAAAAUGGACAACAAGAGACAUUUGUUUUGCAUGUUCCGGCCUAUUGAUAGGUGGAAUUAUAGGCCUCACUAUAGGAGUCAACUUACGAAAAAGGCAACCAGUAUUAAGAUAUAUGCAAGCUAUCCAGUGCAGUAACUAUCUAGGACCAGAGUCUGUAACCAUUGCAGAAGAUGCAUUUGCCCCUUACGAGUGUACCGAUUAUGACGUCUUGGUCAAUGUUAAAGCCGCCUCAGUACAGGUUAUUGAUUUGCAGAUUUGUAGUGGAUACGGAAGAACAUUGCGAAGAAUUUUGCAG
Molecule: messenger RNA, 809 nt
Organism: Leptinotarsa decemlineata (Colorado potato beetle)
Lineage: Eukaryota; Metazoa; Arthropoda; Insecta; Coleoptera; Chrysomelidae
Product: reticulon-4-interacting protein 1, mitochondrial
Cellular component (GO): mitochondrion
Molecular function (GO): oxidoreductase activity
Source: RefSeq, a predicted model, not a curated record